Messenger RNA from Oppiella nova, 828 nucleotides. The record is from the annotation of a GenBank genome assembly. Lineage: Eukaryota; Metazoa; Arthropoda; Arachnida; Sarcoptiformes; Oppiidae.
UGUUAGUAAAUAUUGAGCAUCCGGUGGUUUAAUGGACAGAAUCUGAAAAUUAAUAUAAAAUUUUACAAAAUGUUUAAUUGAGUUGACUUUCGAUGUCAUCUAUUUGUGUGAAUGAAAUGAAGUCUUAUAUGAGUUACGAAUUCAAGCGAAUAUAAUGAAGAAAAGACACCAAUUAUUAUAUAAUAACUAAUUGACACUCAAAUAGAAAACGGGAUUUCAUUGAUUGACAAAAUGGCGAUCAAUGACAAGCCAAAGAUGUUGAUGGAUGAGAGUCUCGAAGAGGAGAACAGCGGCGACGAGGAGGAAGAGGGUCGCGACGAACACCAGAAGCCGUUGAUAGAGAGCGAGUCCUCUCAGACCGAAAGUGUAAUUCCCCUUUCAAUCGGCAAAAUUAAAAUUUUUAAACCCCGAAGACGUAAUCGGUUUCUACUUAAGAAAUACUUUAAGCUGUGUUCAGUCAUUUUGGUGAUAAUCGUUGUCUGUGUUUAUUUGCUUCGUUUGAGAGACUCUUUGUAUCUGUCGCCCUAUUCAUUGAAAUCAAGUAAAGCGAGUUGUGAUCGAUUGUCAACUGUUUUGGUGUGGAAUAAGACAUUUCCAAUGCUUACCAUUGAAUCUGCUCUAAGACUUGUUGAUGUCAACAAUGAUACCAUACUUGAUGCUAUCGUUCCGUUUGGAACCGGAUGUGGAGGUGGGGUAAUGGCCAUCGAUGGGCGCACGGGUGAGCAGCUGUGGAUUCGUUACACUCCUCACGAGUUAUUUGCCAGUAAUUGUAAUAAUGAUAUUAAUGGUGAUGCCAUCAAAGACUGUAUUCUGGGAGGACGGAUGGCC